Messenger RNA from Hypomesus transpacificus, 4143 nucleotides. RefSeq names its product leucine rich repeat and Ig domain containing 1a (gene lingo1a). Gene Ontology annotation, molecular function: protein binding. The record is from RefSeq and is a predicted model, not a curated record. Lineage: Eukaryota; Metazoa; Chordata; Actinopteri; Osmeriformes; Osmeridae. The transcript has 2 exons. The coding region runs from base 402 to 2249 and encodes 615 amino acids.
GAUCAUCGUGUAAGCCUGCUGCAGACAGCUACUGGGAAAGGGAACGGUGUGCUUUGGAACAAAUGCGUGGGAGUUGUUUUCCACUAUCGCAACCUUGCUUUUCCUAUUUAUCUGACGACACAAAGGCGCAUUGGACGCUUCUUACUGAGGGGAAGCUGGGCGUAGAAGAACCGGCACAUCAGUCGACAUUGAAAACUGACCAAUUCUAUCGGACUAUCACUUUUUAUUCAUUCAUUUACACUAUUGGAAUCUGCAAGACACGUAUCUGUUUUGAACGUGGCUUUCAAAUCAAUGGACUUGAGGUAGUGGGUCUCAAUUUGAUUCUUCAGUGCUAGGAGUUGCCAUUGGGAGAUAUGCGAAAGGAUGUUUGGAAGCAGUAACAGUAGCAGGUAACCGAUAGGAUGGUGGUCGGGGAAGUGAGUGGGCACAGCUACUUGGUGGCGUGCUGGCAGCCCAUAUUGAUUCUCAUGCUAGGCACGGUACUGUCUGGAUCCACCACAGGCUGCCCCUCUCGCUGCGAGUGCAAUGCCCAGGAGCGCUCUGUCAUGUGCCACCGUAGGAAACUCAUGACUGUCCCUGAAGGGAUACCCAUAGAAACAAGGCUGCUGGACCUUAGCAAGAACCGCAUCAAGACCAUCGGCCCAGAUGAGUUUACCAAUUACCCAAACCUGGAAGAGUUGGAGCUCAAUGAGAACACCAUUUCGGCCAUUGAGCCUGGAGCCUUCAAUAACCUGUACGGCCUGCGAACAUUGGGGCUGCGCAGUAACAAGCUCAAGCUCAUCCAGCUGGGUGUGUUCACGGGCCUUAGCAACCUCACCCAGCUGGACAUCAGCGAGAACAAGAUCGUCAUCCUGCUGGAUUACAUGUUCCAAGACCUGUACAACCUCCAAUCCCUGGAAGUGGGUGAUAACGACUUGGUGUUCAUCUCCCAUAGGGCCUUUCAUGGCCUCAGUGGCCUGGAGAACCUGACGCUGGAGAAGUGUAAUCUGACAUCCGUGCCCACAGAGGCCUUCACCCAUCUCCACAGCUUGAUCAACCUGAGGCUCCGCCACCUCAACAUUAACGUCAUCAGGGAUUACUCCUUCAAAAGGCUCUACCGGCUCAAAGUAUUGGAGAUAGUCAAUUGGCCCUACCUGGAUACCAUGACUUCCAAUUGCCUCAAUGGAUUGAACCUGACCUCCCUGACCAUUGCCAGUGGCAACUUGACCUCGAUUCCUUAUGUGGCUCUGCGGCACUUGGUCUACUUGCGCUUUCUCAAUCUGUCCUAUAACCCUAUCCACACAAUUGAGGGGAAUAAGCUCCACGACCUUCUGAGGCUCCAGGAGUUUCAUCUGGUUGGAGGCAGGCUGGCAAUGAUUGAGCCCUACUCCUUCCGGGGCCUUAACUACCUGAAGAUCCUAAAUGUGUCGGGAAACACUCUGAGCACGUUGGAAGAGUCUGCGUUUCAUUCGGUCGGCAACCUGGAGACCCUGGCACUGUAUGACAACCCCCUGGCCUGUGACUGCCGCCUGCUCUGGGUGUUCCGCAGACGCUGGAGACUCAACUUUAACCGUCAGCAACCCACCUGUUCCUCCCCUGAGUUUGUCCAGGGGAAAGAGUUCAAGGACUUUCCAGAUGUUCUGCAGCCCAACUACUUCACAUGUCGCAAGUCCAGGAUUAGGGAUCGCAAAGCUCAACAGAAAUUUGUUGAUGAGGGAACCACCGUUCAGUUUGGCUGCCAGGCAGAUGGAGAUCCUGCUCCAGUGAUCAUGUGGCUUUCCCCGCAGAAGCAGGUAAUCACAACCAAAACAAUCGGAAGGCUCACAGUGUUUUCUGACGGUAACCUUGAGGUGCGUUACGCCCAAAUCCAGGACAAUGGUACAUACGUGUGUAUAGCAAGCAACGCAGGCGGCAAUGAUACAUCCCUGGCUCACCUCCACGUUCACAGCUACUCACCUGACUGGCCACACCAGCCCAACAAAACAUUCGCCUUCAUCUCCAACCAGCCCAAUGAAAACGGUGUCAAUGGGACACGAGCCAAUGCCCCUUUCCCCUUUGACAUUAAGACCUUAAUCAUUGCCACAACCAUGGGAUUCAUAUCUUUCUUGGGUGUGGUCUUGUUCUGUCUGGUGCUGCUGUUCCUGUGGAGCCGGGGGAAGGGGAACACCAAGCACAACAUAGAGAUCGAGUACGUUCCACGCAAGUCAGAUGCUGGCAUGAGCAGCAAUGGAGCAGAUGCUCCCCGCAAGUUCAAUAUGAAGAUGAUUUAGAGGGGGCUAUGUGGUGGACGAUUGUGAUGUUGGGACAAAAAAAAAAAAGGCAAAUAUGUCUACUUAUCCCUUACAAACCUGUGGAACCUGGAAAUCAUAGAGUAAUUUUUUUCUGGACUGAAGCACUUGAGAGGGAUGGUCCUUUGCUUUUGUGAUGCGCCCAUGAGAACAAUGAGAGCUCUGCAGAUGCUCCAGAUCAUUGGCAUAUUCUCUGAGGACUUCAGCAAAUUUUGUUGUAAACGGUUCAUAUUCCUGUGGAUUUAUAUUGGGAAAAAAAUUGUGAAAAAAAAAACAAUGAGAAACACUUGUAUGUUCGUAACUAAAGGCAGAAUGCAAAAGGCAGACCAUGUUUUUGGUUUUUGAAAUCUUUUUGCUUGUCAUUUUUUGUUUAUUUCUUGCUAUCAAGGAUAAUGGAAUUGUGGUUUUAUCAAAGAGUAAAAAGUAGAUUUGUAUGGGUUGAUGAGCACAUUUAAAUAACGAUGUACUUCUAAGAACAUGAUGAAGUGCAUUCAUGACAGUGGGUGUUGAUAAAAUGCCAUAUCAGUAACAUAGUUUCAUAGUGUGUACGUAAGAGUAUCCUGACAUUAACCUGCUCUACCAAAGCUUUUGGUUCUGUAAUAGCUGUUGUAUUUUCUGGUCAAAACACCAUAAUUUUAACUGUACUGUACAUUGUGUCAUUCAAGUAUGAAUUUUGUAACAUGCAUUCCUGCUUUUUCAUGAUCUCAACAACAUAACUGUAAAAGCAUCAACAGAUAGAAACAAAUUGGACAGUAAACCAUUAUUUUGUCACUUGAUCAAGAUUUAGUUUAAAAUGAGUGGGGAUGAAAGAGUGUUUUAAAAUGUUUACAUCCAAGUACUUGUCCGUCUAUAAAUAAGUCAUUGAUGGCGGGAAGAGCUUUGUGAGGACUAUCUUCCAUAGUUCAGUAAACCAAUGUAGUACAUUACACUUAUUCCUCCUUCUCUUCAGAGGAUGAGUCAUAAGACAUUUUAAGGUAACACAUGGGUUCUAUUCUGCACAUGAGAACGACUGAGAGUGCAACCAUACUGUGCUCCUCAUCCCAUGAAUGUGCAUGUAUACUAAGUAUCUGUUUACCUUACACCUUUUACACUGCAUACCAAAUGGUCUUAUAUAGGGGUUUUAUGUUUGUGGGUAACAUGAUUAUGGAAGAUGGAAGUAGCUGUACUUUGUUUGGAUAAUGUGCUCAACAACCUGUAAAAUGUUUAUUUUUAAUCUAACAUUAGUGAGAUUUGAUCUUUUAUUGCAACUGCAAAUAUUAUUUUUCUCUUCCCUUGCAAACCAUGCAAAAAUGUUCCAGAGAAGGAUUAUUUUGUGGUUAUGUUUCCAAACAUUAUGUGAAGAGUUUGAGCAUAAAAGAUACAAAAUGUUCAUUCAGCUUCUGGAAGAAGAGAACAGUACUGUACACCUUUGCAAGUCUGUGUACAGAUGGGCUUUGCGGGUGUGUGCAAGGAUAACAUUAUGAUGGACGACCAAAACGGUAAUGGGUUGGAUGUAUGGAUGGAAAUGCAGGGACGCAGAUGGUUUCACCCAUGGAGCCAUCUGAAGCAGGUUUGACGUAAUCCGUUUUAUAGAAAAGCCGUUUGCUGGGGCUCAUGGUUCUCUGUGACUGAAUGCUCUCUGUGUUCAUUGUGGCUACUGUACUUAGCCUUCUUUUCUGGUCCUGUCAAUUAAUGGGGAUAUGUCGUUUCUUUUUUAUUUUGACCCAGGACUAUGUUGUACAUGUAGUCCAAGCCAACUUUUAUAAAAAAAAAGUUACAAAAUAUAUUUAAAAACUACAUUCAAAUUGUUCUGUGCAAUAAAAGUAAUAUGCAGAUUUUUUUUUAAUUAACAUUUUAUUGAUGUUAUAUUGUUGAACAUGUGGUAUGUUGUAUUAAA